Messenger RNA from Stegastes partitus (bicolor damselfish), 1266 nucleotides. It is a transcript of the gene hsf2bp, whose product is annotated as heat shock transcription factor 2 binding protein. The record is from RefSeq and is a predicted model, not a curated record. The transcript has 9 exons. Bases 1 to 1008 code for a protein of 335 amino acids. Gene Ontology annotation, cellular component: cytosol. Lineage: Eukaryota; Metazoa; Chordata; Actinopteri; Pomacentridae.
AUGUUAGCUUUGGUUGCUCAGGAUAGUUUUGUCAGAGUGCGGAAAAGAGAUUUAGAGAAGUUAACCACAGAAGUCAUGCAGCUCAGAGAGUUCCUGCCUCGAGUUCUGAACGGGGAACUGAUUCAAAUGCUGCAAAAAGCCCGAACAAGUCAGACAAUGAAGGAGCAUCUUGUGCAGGAACAAGAGCAGCUGCGACAGGAGUGUCUUCACCUUCAGUCCCGGCUGGAUGCAGUACAGACUGAAUGUCAGAGAGAGAGGGAGGACAAGCUGUUGUUGCGUGAGCAGCUGUGGCAGAGUGGAACUGAGCUGCAGCAGCAGGCCGACUUCUGCUCCGGUCUGGGAUCUGCAGCCUGCAGUCUGCUGUGGAGCUGCUCUGCCAGAGAGGACACGGUCACGCUGUGGCUGGCUGAUGGGAAGCUGCAGUCCUUCCUGACUGUAGCUGCUCAGACUCUAGAGAGCUUUGUUAGCUCUCUGGAUGAAGAGAUGAAGACUCAAACUGAGGACCACAACUCCCAUGAGCACCAGUUUGUGUUGGCGCUGGCUGGGACCAUUACUAACAUAGCAGCAGUGGCUUGUGGGCGGGACUUGCUGUCCAGCUCAGCACACGUCUUACUGGACACUCUGAUGAAACUUCUGGAGCUGAUGAAGCCUGGAGUCUUCCCCAAACUCAAAGUGCUGAUGCUGAUGGCUCUUUACAAUGUGAGUAUCAAUGUCAAAGGACUGAAGUACAUCAGUGGGAACCAGGGACUGAUGCCUCUCAUCUGGACCCUGCUGGAUGAUGGACACUGGGAGGUGUGUCUCCACUCCCUGCGUCUCCUGCAGUCGGUGAUGUUGGAGGACGACGUGCUGCUGAUGUUGAGCUCCUCUCUGCUGGAUCCAGACCUUCACGCUCGUGUCAUCUGGCUCACCUCCAGUGCGCAGCCCAGCCUCAGACUGGCUGCCCAGCAGACGAUGGAUGACCUGAAGGCCUUACAGCAGGGCCGGGGAAGUAAACAGAACAGUGUCUGACGCAGAUCCUUCAUCAUCAGUCCAGUCCUCCUCAUGUUAAACUCUCCUCAUGUAAUGCUGGACCGUUCUGUGUUUGUGCUCCAUGUGCAGUGAGAAGAAAAGGGAGAGAGGAAAGUUUCCAAGUUUUCUAUGUCUAAACUUUUGUAACCUUUUUUACCAGCAUUGUUCACUGUUUAAAUUCUGAUUUGUUCAUAGUAUCGUGUUUUGCUACCGUCUUACAUACAGGUUUGUUUACACACAUUAAAUUGGAUGUUUGCA